This is a messenger RNA of Elephantulus edwardii (Cape elephant shrew), 1229 nucleotides long. It is a transcript of the gene NFE2, whose product is annotated as nuclear factor, erythroid 2. The transcript is spliced from 2 exons. The record is from RefSeq and is a predicted model, not a curated record. Bases 60 to 1184 code for a protein of 374 amino acids. Gene Ontology annotation, molecular function: RNA polymerase II cis-regulatory region sequence-specific DNA binding; DNA-binding transcription factor activity, RNA polymerase II-specific. Gene Ontology annotation, cellular component: nucleus. NCBI's taxonomy places the organism in Eukaryota, Metazoa, Chordata, Mammalia, Macroscelidea, Macroscelididae. Gene Ontology annotation, biological process: regulation of transcription by RNA polymerase II.
AGAUUGCUAGGGGCCAUUUGGGCUUUGGGGGAACCUGACCUAGGCCUCGGCCUAGUAGGAUGCCCCCGUGUCCCCCCCAGCAGAGCAGGAACAGGGUGACACAGCUUCCAACUCUGGAGCUGGGUGAGAUGGAACUGACUUGGCAAGAGAUCAUGUCCAUCACUGAGCUGCAGGGCUUAAAUGCUCCAAAUGAGGCAUUUUUUGAGCCAUCAACCCCAGUCCCAGCCCCAUACCUUGGGCCCCCACCACCCUCAACUUACUGCCCCUGCUCAGUUCACCCUGAUGCUGGCUUCUCCCUUCCUCCACCAUCUUGUGAGCUCCCGGCAUCCACAUCUCACGCCCCAGAACCUCCAUACUCCUAUGGCAACAUGACUAUACCAGUCUCUAAGCCACUGACUCUCUCAGGCCUGCUUAGUGAGCCCCUCUCAGACCCUUUGGCCCUCCUUGACAUUGGACUGCCUGGGGGAACACCCAAGCCCCAGGAAGACCCAGAAUCAGACUCAGGACUAUCCCUCAACUACAGUGAUGCUGAAUCUCUUGAAUUGGAGGGGACAGAGGCUGGACGGCGGCACAGUGAGUAUGUAGAGAUGUACCCAGUGGAGUACCCCUAUGCACUUAUGUCCAACUCCUUGGCCCAUCCCAACUACUCUUUGCCACCUACUGAGACACCCUUGGCAUUAGAGCCCUCCUCAGGCCCUGUGCGGGUCAAGCCCAGUGCACGAGAGUCAGGGAGUCGAGAUGAGCGCCGGGCCCUGGCCAUGAAGAUUCCUUUUCCUACGGAUAAGAUUGUCAACUUGCCAGUAGAUGACUUUAACGAGUUGUUGGCUCGGUACCCACUGACGGAGAGCCAGUUGGCGCUAGUCAGAGACAUCCGAAGGCGGGGCAAAAACAAGGUGGCCGCCCAGAACUGCCGUAAGAGGAAGCUGGAGACGAUCGUGCAGCUGGAGCGAGAACUGGAGCGGCUGGGCAGUGAGCGCGAGCGGCUUCUCCGGGCGCGCGGAGAGGCCGACCGGACCUUGGAGGCCAUGCGCCAGCAGCUGACCGAGUUGUACCGGGACAUCUUCCAACACUUGCGUGAUGCAGCAGGCAACAGUUACUCCCCUGAGGAGUAUGCCUUGCAACAAGCUGCAGAUGGGGCCAUCUUCCUGGUGUCCCGGGGGACCAAGAUGGAGGCCACAGAUUGACCUGAUCCAGAAGGGUGGGACUGGUAAGGGAGAUUUCCUUCAUUC